AUGAAUGUGAAUGAACAAUAUCAGGAGCUGCUGGAUGCGGCGUUUGCUGCCAUGCAGCAUGCAUAUGCACCAUACUCCCGCUAUCAUGUGGGAGCUUGUGUGAAAACUAAGGAUGGAACGCUGAUUCCGGGGGCUAAUAUAGAGAAUGCUUCCUUCGGUCUGACGAAUUGUGCCGAGCGAAGUGCGAUAUUUGCCGCUUAUUCUAUGGGCUAUCGCAGGGAGGAUAUC
Priapulus caudatus is the source of this 228-nucleotide messenger RNA. RefSeq names its product cytidine deaminase-like. Gene Ontology annotation, molecular function: zinc ion binding; cytidine deaminase activity. Gene Ontology annotation, cellular component: cytosol. The record is from RefSeq and is a predicted model, not a curated record. The transcript has a single exon. The annotation marks the transcript as partial. NCBI's taxonomy places the organism in Eukaryota, Metazoa, Priapulida, Priapulimorpha, Priapulimorphida, Priapulidae.